AUUUUGCAAGGCGACUUUGCUUCAAUGUCGACAAACUGGGAAUACACUUCUGUAUCUUCUAGGGAUGUAGAAUUGGUCUCCAGAACUAAACAACUGGAACCAACAUCGAGUGGUGAUUCACUUGGAAAUGAGCCAGGGGUGCCUCAACCUGAUCCAAAGACAAGCCUUGCUCUACACAAAGAGGAUACCACUCAGACCUCGUUCACUAAUGUUGAUUCAAGAGACGUAAUCGAGAUUCCAAACUGGCCUGGGCCACAAAAACUCGAGGCCACGUGCGGAAAACGCAUUUUAAACGGCAUAGGAUACAUACUAUUUCUCGUACCGCCUUUAAUAUUUCUUGUUUUGGUUCUAUCUGCCAUCGGUCUACAUUCAAAGGGGGCUAGUCCAUUUGGAAAAUUCGUUAUCCAAGCGUGCCUUCUGGGUCCGACGGUAUUCCCAAUUGCCUUUAGCGCAAUCCUAGGUUGGUGUCUGAAGACAUAUGGUCGUUAUAAAUCUGAAAGAGGUGUCAAUCUGGGUUUCGGCAGCAGUACCCCUUGUUGGUACGGAGGUCAAUGGGCUCUACGCCUCCUCUCUGUUUUCAUCACCCGACAUCAAGACUGGACCGACAGAUUUAUGGGGAGCAAUCAAAAUCCCCUCUAUAGAGCCUCUCGAUUUCGAUCAUCAGGACGAGGAUGGAGUACCAGUCGGGACGGUAUCGACCUACUCGUCUCUAAUUGGGAUUCCAAUGGAUUCCAAAACAUACAAGACGGCAUUAAACUAUACAUUCACCCUCAAUACCACCAUGUUUACGACCCAGUGUCAGCAGCCAAGACCUGUCAAUAUAUUUCCCCCCCCCCAGCUGGGACCUCCUUCGUCCUCGAAACACAAUUUAUCCCCCCUAUAAAGUACUCAGUCACUGUUACCGAGAGGAAUGUCGAGUGUGCUUCUGGAAAUUGUGGCGUAACUCGGAUCAAAAAGAUCGACCGCCCUAUCGACCAAUUUCCGGCCAGGCAUAGCUCGCAAACGGAGCUCUACCUCUAUAACCCGCGACAAUUACGACAGAAUGCCAGCACGACAUCCGUGGAUCUUCGUGAGGUGCCCAUUGCGGAAUUCAACAGCAGCGACAGUCUCGCCUAUACUCAGAAUGACGUCUCUCACUGGGUCAUUUCGGCUCUUGUCGCCUCACUUGCCAUGCUCGCCAUCGCUAUCGCCGGUGUCUUACUCGAGACGCGAGUAAUUAGCCCAGACAUCUAUGGAUACGUCUCGAGCAUGACGAGGGAUAAUCCGUAUUUCCCAUUGGCAACCGAUAGGCCACCUCGCAUUUACGAUGGCUGGAUACAAAACGCCAAGGAAGCAGUCGACCAACUGUCGGCUUCGGAGGACAAAGUCGUAUUCUGGCUGUUCAUGAAAUCCGAGUUCCUUGACGAGUUGAAAGAAAUAGUGACACUUCCAUCCAUCAAGCUACACAGAUGA
Messenger RNA from Acaulospora colombiana, 1452 nucleotides. Lineage: Eukaryota; Fungi; Glomeromycota; Glomeromycetes; Diversisporales; Acaulosporaceae. The record is from the annotation of a GenBank genome assembly.